AUGUCAUCAUCAAUACCAUACGAUCCAUAUGUUCCACCAGAAGAGCACUUUAAUGCUGCUGAAGAGCCAUCACAAUCCAAGACCGCUGCUUUACAAGCGGAAAUCGACGAUACUGUUGGUAUCAUGAGGGAUAACAUCAACAAGGUUGCCGAACGUGGUGAAAGAUUAACCUCUAUUGAAGAUAAAGCUGAUAACUUAGCUGUAUCUGCCCAAGGUUUUAAGAGAGGUGCUAAUAGGGUUAGAAAACAAAUGUGGUGGAAAGAUUUAAAGAUGAGAUUAUGUUUGGUAAUUUGCAUAAUUAUUUUACUAGUGGUCAUCAUUGUUCCUAUUGUUGUUCAUUUCACAUAA
Molecule: messenger RNA, 348 nt
Organism: Tetrapisispora phaffii CBS 4417
Lineage: Eukaryota; Fungi; Ascomycota; Saccharomycetes; Saccharomycetales; Saccharomycetaceae
Exons: 1
Coding region: 1-348 (115 amino acids)
Biological process (GO): vesicle-mediated transport; vesicle fusion
Cellular component (GO): SNARE complex; plasma membrane
Molecular function (GO): syntaxin binding; SNAP receptor activity
Source: RefSeq, a predicted model, not a curated record